AUGGAGUGGGAUUCGAGGGGAAUUUAUAGUAAAUAUGCUCAAUCUAAUCCUAUAGGCACGAUAGAGGAGUUUCUCAUGAAUACGGGAAAAAUGGUGAUAGUGUUCCGCUUGCAUGCUCGAAUAUGUGCCGGCCCCAUGAUGCCGGUUCGGGUGUUUUCUAGGCCCACACGAUCUCAAACACACAAAUGUGAAAAUGCCGAGUACUCAGGUAUGGAUAUGGCACAGUAA
This is a messenger RNA of Morchella importuna, 228 nucleotides long. RefSeq lists its product as uncharacterized. The record is from RefSeq and is a predicted model, not a curated record. The coding region runs from base 1 to 228 and encodes 75 amino acids. Lineage: Eukaryota; Fungi; Ascomycota; Pezizomycetes; Pezizales; Morchellaceae. The transcript has 4 exons.